This is a messenger RNA of Symbiodinium necroappetens, 6638 nucleotides long. The record is from the annotation of a GenBank genome assembly. Lineage: Eukaryota; Dinophyceae; Suessiales; Symbiodiniaceae.
GCACUGGAGACCUUAAGGCCCUCAGGAAGCUGCAGAUCGGCGGAGAGGGUGAUUUCUGCGACUGGCCCGGCAUCCGCUGUGAUGACCAGGGCUGCGUCGUGGAGAUCACUCGCCACGAUGCGCAGGGCGACUUGCAUGCCGUGGCAUCCCUGCGGCAGCUUGAGCGCCUGGACCUCUCCAACUCCAAGGUCUCUGGGGACGUCGCGGCCCUGAGCGAGCUUGGACUAAUGCAUCACCUCGAUCUCUCCCACACAGGGGUCUCCGGGAAAGUCGAUGCCUUGCGCAAUGGCACGCAACUCCAUCACCUCGAUCUCUCCCACACACGCGUCGCAGGGAGCCUCUAUGCCCUGCAGGACGCCCGACAACUCCAUCACCUCGAUCUCUCCCACACAGGGGUCGAAGGGGACCUCCAUGCCCUGCACGACCAAGUUUUCGAUGAUCUCGAUUGGGACAUGAUCGACCCUAACGACCGACAUCUCCAUCACCUCGAUCUCUCCCACACACGCGUCGAAGGGAGCCUCUAUGCCCUGCAGAACGCCCGACAACUCCAUCACCUCGAUCUCUCCCACACAAAGGUCUCUGGGGACGUCGAUGCCCUGCACUACGCCCAACAGCUCCAUCACCUCGAUCUCUCCCGCACACUUGUCGCAGGGAACCUCGAGGUUUCCGACCUGCCGCUCAAGCAUCUUGGCCUCUCAAAGACGAAAGUCAGUGGCAGUUUGGAGAACUUGGAGAACCUCACAGGGCUGGAGGUCCUGAAUCUGGCGGAAUGCAACAUCAGUGGCCAGUUUGCGAACCUGUCAAAGAUCGGGGGCUUGAGGGUGUUGGACGUCGCUGACACAAAGGUAGAGGGAAGCCUCGAGGAUCUGAGACACUCCCAGAGCCUGCAGCACCUGGUCGUCCUUCGUCUACAGCUCUCCGGCGACCUCGAGGCCUUGAGCGGUGCGACCGAUCUCGAGAUCCUGGACAUGAAAAACAGCCAGGUCACGGGGAAUCUGGAUGCCUUGCAGGGGAUGAGACGCCUCCGGGAGGUGGACCUGCGCGAGACCCACGUCUCCGGCAGCCUCAAAUUUCUGGAGGGCAAGGGGAAGAUGGAGUCCCUGAAUUUGGCACAAACGCAGGUCGGGGGCGAGCUCGGCCCCUUGCGAGGCCACGCUGCGCUCCGCCUGGUGGACUUGCACCGAAGCCAAAUCGCUGGGGAGCUCGCACCCCUGAAGAACCUCAGAGGGCUCCGAGACUUGGACCUCGCCGAAACCGACGUCUCUGGAAGCCUGGAGCCCCUGGCAGGGCUGACUCGAUUGUGGCGGCUGGUGCUGGAUAAGACGAGGCUGUCGGGCCCAUUGGCUCCUCUGCAACAUCUUACCGAGCUGCGGGUGCUGGAUCUCCACGACACGACCGUCUCCGGAGACUUGGUGGCUGUCCGGCUUCUCAGCCAACUCAAGGACUUGGACGUCAGCAAGACCGCUAUCUCCGGCGACCUCGCUGCGGCUCGGGAGCUCACAAAGCUCGAAAAGCUGCUGCUGGGCAGGGUGAAGAACAUUCACGGCCGGCUGGAAAGCCUGGAGAAUCUUACGGAGAUGACGACUCUGGAGCUGUCUAAGACUCAAGUCUCUGGCAACGUCAGCGCUGUAAGAAAAUUGCAUCUGGCCGUCUUGGAUCUCCAGGAGACGGGAGUCUGGGGCAACCUCGAGGUCUUCGGCCCGCUGCCCCUCAACGUCCUCAACCUCCGCCAGACUGCAGUCUCGGGCACUGUGGCUGAUCCUGGGUUCUUGUUAAGGAGAGGAUGGGGGUUGCUUGCACACUUGGACCUGAGAGCCACCGCCGUCGGCGGCGAGCUGGCAGAUAUCGCAAAGCUCCGGGGCCUCGAAACGGCGCUUUUGUCCGGGACCCGGGUGAGCGGCGGGCUGCUUUCCGACUUGCAGAGCUGCUGCAAAGACCUGCGGGAGCUGGAUCUCGCCGACAGCCUGGUGGGUGGCCUACGGCCUUUGGGAGAGGAGCAGAAGCCGCCCCGGCUGCUGCCCUCCCUUGAGCGCCUGAACGUGAGCGGCUGCCCGCUGAAUGGCACUGCCACAGAGCUCUUGGUUCCCCUACUGGGGACACCGCUGAAGAGCCUGGCGGCCGCCCGCAGCGGCCUGCGUGGUGAGCUGCCAAACCAAACCGAUGGCUGGGUCAGCCGCUUGGACAAAAGCCUGGAAUACCUGGACCUGGCAGGAAAUCCGCUGAGUGCCGUUCCCCGCCUUGGCGCAAGCGUAACGUAUUUGGAUCUCAGCAGCAAUGCUGGCCCGAUGAAACUUGGCGACGGCGUGCUGACCCAGGUGGUGCUGAACCACACAGAGGUGCACAUGGAGGGCACGCGCCUGCAGAACCCGGAGGUGGUCCAAGAGGAGGCACGGCGUCUCAAGGAGAAGCUGCCCAUGCAGGACUCCAGGCGAACCUUGCACGCCGAGGGCUACGCCUGCGCUCACUUCGCGCUCCCCGCGCUGCGCGUCACCCCGGAGCUUUUCCUGCCGCAGUACAUGUGCAAGUGCCAGCCCGGCCACUUCGGAAAGGGUGCCACCUGCGAGGCCUGCCCUGCCGACACCUUCGCAGAUGAGGAUGACCAGCCGCAGUGUGAGGCGUGCCCAGCCAACAGCACCUCGGCCAAUGGCUCUGCGGCGCUGACUGCCUGCGAUUGCAGCUAUGGCAAGCCUCGGGGCGAGAAGGGCAACCGGAGUUGCCAAUGUGACGCUCACACGGCGCAGCUUGGUGGCCUCUGUGCGCCAUGCAGCAAACUCCACAUCGACUGUCCUGAGCACGGCAGCAUCGCAGCACAUGCUCCGGUGGAACAAGGCUAUGCCCGCAUCUCCGGCUCCCUUCAGGUCUUCCGCUGCUUAGAGGCAGAGCGUUGCACACCCUUCACGGAUUCGGGCUGCGCAGCUGGACACUCCGGCCCCCUAUGUGUGGAGUGCGCUCCUAACUACCACUCCUUCAACUUCGGCAAGCAGUGCGACGAAUGCCAGAGCCUGCGCCAGCAGUCGGUGGUCUUGGUCUUCGUGGUCUCCCUGGGAACUCUGGCGCUGAUGGGCACCGUCGUCGCCGCAGGCUGCCUCCUGAGGAGCUACAUCCCAAAGCCUGGCGCGGUGUUGCUGCAGCUGGCACAGCUCUGGGCUCUGCUGGCGCGCCUGACGAGCGCCAGGGAGGCACAAAAAGUCUUGCAGGAAGUGGUCGCGUACAAUGUCACCGAUGACGUCCCCGCCCCUGUGGAGUUGAACACGGAUCGGGACCCGCUUUUUUCCUACAUCGAAAUCCUACAGUUCACGGGCUCGGAGUUGCAAAGCUUCCUGGACUUCCAGUGCCGCUACGACGGUGCGACGGUCCGCGGCAUCUUCGCCCUUGUCACGCCCCUCCUUCCCUUGCUGGUCCUGGUUGCAUGCGCCUGCCUAGAGCUUCGGAACCUUGGCAUGGGCAUCCAGCUGGCACUCCGCGCCUUGACGGUCCUCUUCGUGGGAGGCGCCUCCGGCGCGGUGAAGCUGCUGGGCUGCCAGCGCACCGACGGUGAAGGCACCUGGAUACCAGACGACCUGGCCUUCCGGCCGCUUUUCCCGUGGCUCCGGUGCUCGAAGGAGACCGCCGCAGCCGCCUGGGUGGACCGAGUCGGCUGGAGCACUGCCGCCGUCUACGGCGGAGCGGUGCCCUGUUUCCUCGCCUUCCUCUUCUUCAGGCAGCACCGCACCAUGCGGCAGUGCAAGACCUUCUUUGUCGUCAGUGCCAACCAGGAGAGCGGCAGCGUCCAGCUGGAGCUCACUGCAUGCGCAAGGUCGGAGCACUUCGAGGAGGAGCUCCUGGCAAGGCGCCUACUUGGGGCUGCAGCGGCCCACCUGGCGGUGCAGAGGCCAGGAGAAGUUUUGGUGGAGCUGCACCAAAACGUGGUGAUUGUCACAGGGCAAAAUGGCAUCAGUCACGAAGAGAAGAGCAGCGGCUUUUCUUCCAUCUCGGCUGAGAGCUUCAUGGAGAGCGACAUGAAAGACACCGUGCUAGCACGGAACUACAUGAUGCAGAUGCUUACGGAGCGCAGCAUCUUAGAGGAGAUCCAAUCAGACAGAAUGCUGAUCGGGGCGAAGCAACUUCUUUGCAAGUACGCCUACUGCGGCGGAGUGUGGAUGGAAGUCGCUCUGAAACUGAGCUCCGCGUGCCUCGUUUCCGUCGUCUCUUCGAGGGAUGGCCUGUGGCUGUCCGUGGCAAUCACCUUUGGCAUGGCUGUGAUCAUCGGCAGCGUGCGGCCCUUUGCUCAGCCCCAGGUGAACGCUCUGCAGAGCUUCAGCUUCUGUUGCCUAGCUCUGGCCGCCGUGGGAUUCGCACAUCGCUGGAGCUCUCUGACCCACUUGGCCCUCCUGGCGCCCCUGGUGCUGACGGCGGUGCAACUCCUGCGCCCGGACUCCCCGGAAGCCCUGGCCCUGCGGCUGCAGCAGGAGCUGGCGAAGCAGAUCGAACCUUUGCGGCGCGGUGAGAGCGUGAGAGUCCGCGCGGAAGAAGUGCGGCUCAUGGCAUCCGCAGUUUGUUCAGUCCUUUCUUCCAUAUCUCGCAUCUCAUGGCUCUCCGUGGCGUGCCUGGUCGUGGCCCUGGGCCCGAGCUUCGGCGUGCGCCCUGAGAUCUUCGCAGAGCUCGCGGCGAGUGCCGGCGUUUCUUGCUUGCAGCUCUGCCCUAUGACUAUAGCUGCCUCCCGCACUCUGACGCAAGACACCGCGAAGGCCAAGCGGACGGAUCGACGUCGGCCUUGGCCCCUUCUGCCCGAGGCUCAGGCCAGAGCCAGCAGUGUGGCUGAGACGGAGACCACGAAAUCCCCGAACUGCACUGGAGACCUUGAGGCCCUCAGGAAGCUGCAGAUCGUCGGAGAGGGCGAUUUCUGUGCCUGGCCCGGCAUCCGCUGUGAUGACCAGGGCUGCGUCGUGGAGAUCACUCGCCACGAUGCGCAGGGCGACUUGCAUGCCGUGGCAUCCCUGCGGCAGCUUCAACGCCUCGACCUAUCCAACUCCGCGGUCAUUGGGGGCGUCAACGAGCUGAGUGGGCUUGGACGACUCUAUUAUGUCGAUCUCUCCCACGCAUGGGUCCUCGGAAACGUCGAUCACCUGCAGCACGCCCAACAACUCCAUCACCUCGAUCUCUCCCACACAAGCGUCAUCGGGCAUGUCGAUCACCUGCAGCACGCCCAACACCUCCAUCACCUCGAUCUCUCCCACACAAAGGUCGCAGGGAACCUCGAGGUUUCCGACCUGCCGCUCAAGUAUCUGGACCUCUCAAAGACGAAAGUGAGUGGCGGCUUGGAGAACUUGGAGAACAGCACUGGGUUGGAGGUCCUGAAUCUGACGGCAUGCAACGUCAGCGGCCAGUUUGCGAGCCUGUCACAGCUCCACAGCCUGAGGACGUUGGACGUCACUGACACAAACAUAGAGGGACGCCUCGAGGAUCUGCGACACACCAAGAGCCUGCGGCACCUGAUCGUCCCUCGUCUACACCUCUCCUCCGGCGACCUCGAGGCCUUGAGCGGUGCGACGGAUCUCGAGAUCCUCGACUUGCAAAGCAGCCAGGUCACGGGGAAUCUGGAUGCCUUGCAAGGAAUGAGACGCCUCCGAAAGGUGGACCUGCGCGAGACCCACGUCUCCGGCAGCCUCAACUUCCUGGAGGGCAAGGGGAAGCUGGAGUCCCUGAAUUUGGCACGCACGCAGGUCGCAGGCGAGCUCGGCCCCUUGCGAGGCCACGCUGCGCUCCGCCUGCUGGACUUGCACCGAAGCCAAAUCGCUGGGGAGCUCGCGCCCCUGAAGAACCUCAAGGAGCUCCAACGAUUGUACCUCGCCGAAACCGAGGUCUCUGGAAGCCUGGAGCCCCUGGCAAACCUGACUCGCUUGGUGCGGCUGGAGCUGCAGAAGACGAGGGUCUCGGGCCCACUGGCUCCUAUGCAACAUCUUACCGAGCUUCGGGAGCUGGAUCUCCACGACACGACCGUCUCCGGAGACUUGGAGGCUCUCCGGCAUCUCAGACAACUCCGGCAACUGUACCUCAGCAAGACCGCGAUCUCCGGCGACCUCGCUGCCGCUCGGGAGCUCACAAAGCUCAAAAAACUGGUGCUGGGCGGAGUGAAGAACAUUCACGGCCGGCUGGAAAGCCUGGAGAAGCUUACGAAGAUGAUGCAUCUGGAGCUGUCUCAGACUCAAGUCUCUGGCAACAUCAGCGCUGUAAGCACUUUGCAUCUGGUCGUCUUGGAUCUCCAGGAGACGGGAGUCUGGGGCAACCUCAAGGUCUUAGGCACGCUGCCCCUCCGGAUCCUCAACCUCCGCCAGACUGCAGUCUCGGGCACUGUGGCUGAUCUUAGAGGAGGAUGGUUGCUUCAAAAGCUUGAACACUUGGACCUGAGAGCCACCGCCGUCGGCGGCGAGCUGGCAGAUAUCGCAAAGCACAGAAACCUCCACACGGCGCGUUUGUCCGGGACCCGGGUGAGCGGCGGGCUGCUUUCCGACUUGCAGGGCUGCUGCAAGUACUUGCUGGAGCUGGAUCUCGCCGUGCGGCCCUCAGAGAGCCAAGUGGGUGGCCUACGGCCUCUGGGAGAGGAGCAGCAGCUGCCCCAGCUGCUGCCCUCCCUUGAGCGCCUGAACGCCUGCAGCUCA